AUGAAUGAAUUAAUAAUUUUUGAUACGAAUCAUUCAAAAUCAAUAAAUGAUUGUGAAUUGGAUUAUUACAGCAAAAAAUUAGCAACCUGUUCCAGCGACAAUACAGUAAAAAUAUUUGAUGUAAGUCUUUCAAAAGACCCUGUGUGUAUAGCCGAAAUAAAAGAUCAUAGUUCGGCUGUUUGGAAAGUAUGCUGGUCACAUCCAAAAUAUGGAAGUCUUUUAGCUAGCUGUUCAUAUGAUAAAAGUGUAAUUAUUUAUAAAGAAGUAAGUGUAAAUAAAUAUGAAAUGAUAUAUUUAAAUAAUGAACACAAAAGUAGUGUCAACUAUAUUGAAUGGUCCCCACAUGAAUAUGGCCUGCAUUUGGGGUGUGCAAGUUCAGAUGGGCAUAUUAGUAUAAUUUCAUAUUAUAUGAAUAAAGAUACUAACGAAGGGUAUUGGAAUAAAAAUAGCAUAAAAGCUCAUCUGAAUGGAACAACGUGCUUAAGUUGGGAAAAACCUUAUAAUUCCUUACCAAAUAAUAAAAAUCUAAAUGAUACUGAUUUUAUAAAUUCAUUUAAAUUAGUAUCGGGGGGAUAUGACAACCAAGUCAUUAUUUGGAUGUUUGAUAAUAACACAAAAGAAUUUCAUAAAAUUUUUCAGAUGAACGACAAACCACACAAUUCAGCUAUAAAAGAUGUUUCUUGGAGACCUAAUAUAAAUAAUUCAACAAAUAUCAUUGCUUCUUGUUCAGAAGAAAAAAUAGUUAUAUUAUGGGUAGAAGAUAUAAGCAAUAACAGAUGGAAAAAUGGUCAAGUCAUAAAAUUAAAACACAAAAUUCAUAAAAUAAGUUGGUCACCAAAUGGUACAAUUUUAGCAAUAGCUUGUAGUGACGAAAAUGCUUAUUUAUAUAAGGAAAAUAUGGAAGGAGUAUGGGAAGAAAUAUGUAAUUUAACUGAUGACAAUUCUUUAUCAGAUUCCUUUAAUUUAUUAAAUGAAACAAAUAAAAAUAAUUUCCCUAUUAAUCAAGAUAAUAUAUCUUUAAAAAAUAAUGCACAACUUGAUGAAUAUAAUACUUCAUAUGUAAACGAAAAUACAAACACUUCAAACAUCAAUGUGAAUUAUCCAAAUAAAAAUAUUUAUGUAGAUAACCCACAUCAAUUAAAUUAUCAAAAUAACGAUUCUUUUAAUUCCUUUUCUCAAGCAAAUUAUGGAGCAAAUACAAAUUCACUCAAUGCUCAAUACGGAAAUUCAUUUACACAAUCAAAUAUGAAUAUAAAUAAUUCAUUUCAGGGUAAUCAAGUACAAAAUAACCCUAAAAAAAAUAUGCCAAUACAAAAUAAUCAAACACAGAACAUGCCAAGCACAUUUCAAAAUAACAAUUAUGGUCAAGCCCCUUCAUCAACAGUUCCAAUAAACUCUAACAUUCAUAAUUUUAAGAAUAAUACAAAUCAACAAAAUUCAUCGCAAAACUAUUUAAUGAUGCAAAACAAAAAAAAUAGCACAAGUGUUACGUCAAAUAUAAACAGUUUACAAGUGGGUAUACCACCACCACCACCACCUCCUCCUCUUCCUCCAUCUGCACAAAACAGUUCAUAUGUAGAUUCGAAUUUCCCAUCUCAACAAUUACCAAAUUCUUCGACUAAUUCACAUCAGCCUAAUUCUACUUCAUCAUACUUUGCUCAACCAUCACCACCAUUAAAUUCAGUAGCAACAACAAAUUCAAUGAUAAAUAAACCUAAUUUUUCACCACCUUCACAAGUAUCAACUGGUUUUACACCACCUCAACUCCCAAAUUUUCCAAAAGCAGCUACAUCCUCAGUACAACAUCCUUCUUUUUCAAAUAUUAAUGCAAAUAAUACCAAUUUCACACCAACUUCUCAGAUACCAACAAAUUUCCCUAAAUCAUCUAAUUCAAUACAAUCAUCUCAAUUUCAAAAUAUUAACUCUAAUAAAACUAAUUUUAAUGCACAACCUCCUCCACCACCACCACCACCACCUCCAUAUUCUUCCACAUCACCUACACAAACAAACAUUGCAAAAGGUAUAAAUAAAAAAAAUAGUUUUUCUAAUUUUAAUUCUAAUGUGAAUCAAACAAAUAUACCUCCCGUAAACUCUGUUUUACAACCUACAAAAAAUAUGAAUUCUAAUUUUCCUCAGAUGAGUUAUCAUCCGCCCCCCCCACCCCCACUAAAUGCAGUAAAUGAAAACAUUUUAAAACCAACUAAUCAAUUUAAUUAUCCUAAUUAUAAUAUUCCAGCACAUCAAAAUACAAAUGUAAAUAACUAA
Plasmodium relictum is the source of this 2265-nucleotide messenger RNA. RefSeq names its product protein transport protein SEC13, putative (gene SEC13). Lineage: Eukaryota; Apicomplexa; Aconoidasida; Haemosporida; Plasmodiidae. Gene Ontology annotation, molecular function: protein binding; structural molecule activity. Gene Ontology annotation, biological process: protein import into nucleus; COPII-coated vesicle budding. The record is from RefSeq and is a predicted model, not a curated record. The coding region runs from base 1 to 2265 and encodes 754 amino acids. Gene Ontology annotation, cellular component: COPII vesicle coat; nuclear pore outer ring. The transcript has a single exon.